Molecule: messenger RNA, 786 nt
Organism: Erigeron canadensis
Lineage: Eukaryota; Viridiplantae; Streptophyta; Magnoliopsida; Asterales; Asteraceae
Product: putative F-box/LRR-repeat protein 23
Exons: 2
Coding region: 1-786 (261 amino acids)
Molecular function (GO): protein binding
Source: RefSeq, a predicted model, not a curated record
AUGUCAUCAUCUUCUUCUUCUUCUUCUUCUUCAAAUUCAAAUGAACAAAACAGGGAUUGGCUGGAUCUCCCAUCUGAUGUAACGGCUAACAUACUUCAGAGACUUGGUGUGCCUGACAUAAUUCAGAAUGCCCAGAGAGUGUGCACCGUUUGGCGUAGAAUUUGCAAACACGAUCCUGCUAUGAAUAUAUUAUUUACAUUACUAACUAAGUCCGUCUUUAGGCUUUGGCGGACAAGGCAGAUCAGGCGUCUUGAACUUGUAUUUCAUCAUGGUGAUGUGCAAAGUAUACCUUUAAUGAGAUAUUCAUUUUUGGAGGAACUCAAUCUAUACUCAACUGGAGUGUACACGAAAAAGGAGUUUAUUGAAACUGCGGGUCGCUAUUGCACCAUGCUUAAGACGCUAAAAGUGAAUAAGUCACCCUUUAAAGGUUAUUCGAUUGGAGAUGCUAAUGAGAUCGCGAUAGCUAUUGGGGAAAACUUACAUGAGUUAAGGCAUCUUGAACUCAUUGGAAGUUGUAUGCACAAUAAUGGGUUGCAGGCGAUUCUUGAUGGUUGUCAUCGCCUUGAAACACUGGACUUGCGUAAAUGUAUUCUCAUUAAUCUCUAUGAAGAUCUGGGGAGACGAUGUUUAGAACAGAUUGGAAGUGUAAAGCUGCCUAAUGAUUCUCUUGAAGACAGUCCAUAUAGCUAUAUCCAUAAAGUUGACCCUCGGGAGCUAUAUCUAUAUGAAGAUGAUUAUUAUGAACCUAUGUCUCCUGAACUAUAUGAUGGAUACAUUAGUCAGUAA